This is a messenger RNA of Cylicostephanus goldi, 1044 nucleotides long. NCBI's taxonomy places the organism in Eukaryota, Metazoa, Nematoda, Chromadorea, Rhabditida, Strongylidae. The record is from the annotation of a GenBank genome assembly.
GCUCCACCAGAAGGGUUCCCGAUACUAUUCUGGGUUCAUGGUGGUGGCUAUGAAGUCGGAGCUUCGAGCGCUUUUGGUUACGCAGGGUUUGCCGAUAUCUAUGUGCCAAACGACGUUAUCUCUGUUACGAUACAGUAUCGCACUGGAGUGUACGGUUUUUUCUCGACUGGUGACUCACGGGUCCCGGGUAAUCUUGGACUGUUCGACAUGGCAGCUGCUCUCAAAUUUAUCUAUGACAAUGCACCAAACUUCGGUGGUGAUCGCACACGUAUUACCGUAUGGGGACUGAGUGCAGGAGGUGCCGCUGCUGGUCAGCUUGCCCUGAGCCCUGUCUCUAGAGAGUAUGUUGCUGGUUCAAUCGAGAUGUCCGGGUCACCUUGGGUCUUCUGGGGUAUUGGUCCAAAUGUAGCCAAAAACUCAAUAGAACUUGCAAAGGAACUGAACUGUACUGGAGAUGACCUUAAAACAUGCAUGAAGUCAAAAACCGUGGACCAGAUUUAUGAUGCGGUUCUCGAUGUAGGUUACACGCAAUCUACACUGGAUAGUGUCAAAUGGGGUCCAGUCCUUGAUGGGGAAUUCUUGACUUAUCCAGACGAAAUGGUCACAACAGCUCCACCGAAGCCUUCCAUAGUUGGCGUUGGUGACAAAGAUGGGACAUUCUUCAAUUGCACUGAAGAAACCCAUGAAUCGCCUGCACUAAUUCUGAAAACUGUAAAACUCAAAAUAAUUAACUCAAGAUUUGCAGAGUAUCUCUUCAAUUAUAAGACACUGAAAUGGUUAUCGCCCUACAUCCACAUGUACGGAUUGAGUCCGGCUGAUUACAAAAGAUUCGACAAAAAUAGCUUGGUCGAUUUCCUGAAGAGAAUGAUACGUCCCGACUUCUACGGCAAUAAAACAGAAGAGGUAUACAAAGCAGCAAAGAGUUACUAUGUAGAUCGAGAUGAUGAUUCUACCUGGGAAUUUUAUUUGGAUCGAUACACAGAGGCAAGAGCUUUGCAAAGUUAUACAUAUAUACAUAUACAAUACAUAUACCAAUGUGUUUAG